CGUCAUUUCGGGGCCCACCGCAAAUACAUAUGCGUACUAAGUACAGUACAUGAGAACUACGAUUAUGCUUCGGUCUUAAGCAUAAUCGAACAUUGGCUUCCCAGGAUUUUCAUCAAGAGGCACAAACCGGCAUAGUUCGCCCUACAGAGUUACGCUGCUCACUCGGCAAACCGGCCGCUGCAACAACUUCGAAAUUACAAUCUCCGACGCAGGUGGGCCGACUGGAUCCCUUUCCCCUACUCCCCUUCCAAUUGUCCCGAGAGAAAAAUAAUUAGAAGAAAAAAAGGAGAGGAAAAAAAAAAAGGAAAAGAGAAAGGAAAGGAAAAAGAAGUCGCGCAAUCAGAGUAGUCGCAAUGGCGGUUUAUGCCGUGCUAUGCUACUGCUGGCAAACCAUGUUAUAUUGCGCGGCAGUUAUCCCGCGACCUGGAGUCAGGAAAAUCUCCCUGAACCAACUUGAAUCCCUUCUUUGAUACAGAGACAACAUUGACAAUGGAACUUUCUAUACCAUCAGAGUCAUCGGCUCAGAUGCUAGCGGAUGUCCAGCUGCCCGAAUAUUCCUUGGCCGAGGUGGCAACACACAACAAAAAGGAUGAUAUCUGGAUCGUCGUUCACGGACAAGUAUUCGACGUCACGAACUAUCUCCAAGACCAUCCGGGAGGUGCGGAGGUCCUUCUAGAGACCGCAGGCACAGAUGCCACCGCCGAUUUCGAAGAUGUUGGCCAUUCCGAGGAUUCGCGCGAUAUUCUGCAAGAGUAUUUGAUCGGCACCUUGAAAGACGCCAAAAAAUAUGUAUCUCUGAAAGCUGUUCGCGUCAUCCCUCCAAAAUCCGAGAAGACGACACCACCAAUUUCAUCUUCAGCUCGAUCAAUGGGUGCAAUUGCCGGUGCAUUGGGUACGGCGACAGCUUUACUGUAUACUGUCAAUCGAAGCAACCUGGGCGCCAUAGGUAUGCGGAAGGCUUUGGGCCAAAUUGUCCCUUCCAAGCUCAAUGUGUCCAGACUCCCGGGCGGGGAGUUUGCCCAGGGGUUCAUCAUGGCGACGGCUGUCUGCGCGCUGCUGGGCAGCCUGGUUGCGCAGCAAGCUGCAAAGUUCACCCAAAUCGACUCGGGCUUCCUCCGAUACCCUCCUCGCAUUAAGGCGCGGAAACGCCCAAGAGCCGAUCCCCACUUGGUCAAGGGCUUUCUGGACGCCAAGGAGUUCCAGCGCCUGCCGUUGGUGCGGAAGGAUGAAUUGGCAUCGAACGUGUACCGCUUUGUUUUCGCAUUACCUGACCAGAAAGGAGUCAUCGGUCUUCCGAUCGGACAACACGUUGCAAUUCGAGCGGUUGUCAACGGCACCACGAUCAGCCGAUCGUACACGCCGGUGUCGAACAAUCUGGACCUGGGCCGCCUCGAGCUGCUCGUCCGAUGCUAUCCAGAUGGGCUUUUGAGCGGGCAAUACCUUGCCAAGCUCGAGGUGGGCGACGAGGUAGAGUUUCGAGGGCCCAAGGGAUCCAUGAGAUAUAGCAGGGGACUGUGUACGAAGAUCGGGAUGGUGGCUGGAGGAACUGGCAUCACCCCAAUGUACCAAUUGAUCCGCGCCAUUUGCGAGGACGACCGCGACACCACGGAGAUCAGCCUCAUCUACGCGAACCGUACCGAGCAUGACAUCCUACUGCGCGAGGAGCUGGAGGACUUCGCUCGCAAGUAUCCCAGGAAUUUCAAGCUCUGGUACAUGCUUGACGCCGCGCCUGAGGCGUGGCAGUAUGGCACAGGUUAUGUGACCCAAGCGGUGCUCUGCGAGCGUCUACCGUCGCCAUCACCCGAUACCAAAAUCCUGUUAUGUGGCCCUCCGCCAAUGGUCAGUGCCUGCAAGAAGACACUGGUAGCGAUGGGGUUCCAGAAACCAGGAGCGAUUUCUAAAAUCGGCGAUCAAAUCUUUUGUUUCUGA
Molecule: messenger RNA, 1929 nt
Organism: Aspergillus uvarum CBS 121591
Lineage: Eukaryota; Fungi; Ascomycota; Eurotiomycetes; Eurotiales; Aspergillaceae
Product: putative cytochrome b5 reductase
Exons: 2
Coding region: 490-1929 (479 amino acids)
Cellular component (GO): endoplasmic reticulum
Molecular function (GO): heme binding; oxidoreductase activity
Source: RefSeq, a predicted model, not a curated record